AUGAAUUCUUUUUCGAUGAACACACUCGCAAAGGCACUGCCGUCCGUAUGUCGGCAAUCCAAAUCCCAGGCUGCGAGCUUGCGGACUAUUCGACCUCUAUCCACCUCUUCCAGUGUCUUCGCUAGCUUCCGGGACCGUACCCGAUCGAUGGAGAGCCAAAUUCUGAACCGCGACACUGAGAGCUCAAAGGAGUCUUCGCCACUAUCUGCCAUCACCAAAAUGAUGCAGGGUGACAGCUCCGCGAAUUCUACCUCCCGAGUCCGUUCCGACUAUGCCAGAUUGGCCGAAAGCCUCGAAGCCGAUAUGAUGAAGAACCCCUACGCCGAUCGUGCCCCUCCUCACCACCUCCACGUCUUCUGCCACAAACACAACACAAUGAUCACCUUGACGCGGCCCAAUGGUAAUCCGAUGAUGUCGAUGGGCUGUGGUCAAAUUGGUUUCCGCAAAGCUGGUCGUUCCGGCUUUGACCCUGCCUACCAAUUGUCCUCACACGUGAUGUCGCAGAUUCAGGAACGAGGAUACCUGAUGGACAUCAAGCGACUUGAGAUUGUCUACCGUGGCUUUGGAAAGGGCCGUGAGGCGUUCACCAAGGUGCUUCUUGGAAACGAGGGACGCAACGUCCGUGGGCUUGUGAGCCGAGUGACUGACUCGACUCGUGUCAAGUUCGGUGGUACUCGUAGCCGAAAGGUCCGCAGACUGGGUUAA
Molecule: messenger RNA, 705 nt
Organism: Penicillium odoratum
Lineage: Eukaryota; Fungi; Ascomycota; Eurotiomycetes; Eurotiales; Aspergillaceae
Product: mitochondrial 37S ribosomal protein uS11m
Exons: 1
Coding region: 1-705 (234 amino acids)
Biological process (GO): ribosomal small subunit assembly; translation; maturation of SSU-rRNA from tricistronic rRNA transcript (SSU-rRNA, 5.8S rRNA, LSU-rRNA)
Cellular component (GO): ribosome; mitochondrial small ribosomal subunit
Molecular function (GO): mRNA 5'-UTR binding; structural constituent of ribosome; small ribosomal subunit rRNA binding
Source: RefSeq, a predicted model, not a curated record